Molecule: messenger RNA, 302 nt
Organism: Acaulospora colombiana
Lineage: Eukaryota; Fungi; Glomeromycota; Glomeromycetes; Diversisporales; Acaulosporaceae
Source: the annotation of a GenBank genome assembly
GUAGUAGUACCAGUGAGAGUGAGUUCGGCUGCGGUAUCGAAAUGGCGGGGGUUAGGGCAGAACUCGGCGGCAGAGCGACAAACCCUUCUCCCCCACCAGUGCCUGCUUCAGCUAGUUCUUUUGAACGCGGAAUCAUUCUAUUUAUCGCGUUAUAUGCUAGUAUAAAAGUUGUCCGCAUAAUGGCAGCAAAUGAGGUUGGGCGUAUUGAAGGACUAGCUGCAGCGAAAUUGGUAGACAUUCAACGUUCGACAAAUUUUGGCGAAGACUCUAACAUCGGUAUGAAAGAUGAUUUCUUGGUCUAG